Molecule: messenger RNA, 3186 nt
Organism: Trichoderma citrinoviride
Lineage: Eukaryota; Fungi; Ascomycota; Sordariomycetes; Hypocreales; Hypocreaceae
Exons: 1
Coding region: 1-3186 (1061 amino acids)
Biological process (GO): RNA processing
Molecular function (GO): protein binding; RNA binding
Source: RefSeq, a predicted model, not a curated record
AUGGCCAAUCCUGUAGGCGAGGACAGUUGGCUGGCCUACCUCGACGAAACCACGCGCACCGCCUCCGAUCUCGAGCAGCGCGUCAAUGCCGUCGAACUCUUCAAGCGCGCCGCCGGCGCCGAGCCCGGCAGCCUGCGGAUAUGGCUUGCCUACUGCAACUACUUCUGGUCUCUCUGGGCCGACAGCCAGUCCGAUGCCGCCGGCUGGUCCGAGGAGGAGCAGAUGAUGGGCCGCGAGCUCUUCUCCUUCGGCUCCGCGUUGGACCUGUGGCAGCAGGGCUACGAGGCCAUCAAGUACCGCAUCAGCGACAGCCAUGUCCUCUGGAACCGCUGGAUAUCGCUCGAGAUGGAGCUGCUGGAGAAGACCAAGACUCCAGAAGGUGUUAAGCGCAUCACGCAUCUCUUCCGCGAUCGGCUCGUCACGCCUCAUCUCACCUGGGACGACACGUCGCAAAUGUACUCGAGCUUCCUGUCGGAAUACAAUCGCGCCGCAUGGGAGGAAUCGAUGAAGGACAUCACUGCGCUAUCCCAGGAAGCAAAGCGCCUCAUGGCGGAGCGAGAUCCCUUCGAGCUCAAGCUGCAACAGGCAGCUCGCGCAGACGAUGUGGAGGCCCAAAAGACCAUUAUGGCCGAAUACCUCGAGUGGGAGACAUCACAUGUCCACGGCGGCCAGGCCAUGGCUGACAUCAAUUUCAAUCUCUGCUGUGGACUCUAUGCCAGAGCCUUGACCGGCGUAUUCGCAUCCGACGAGUCGGUUUGGCACCAGCACAUAGUCUUUCUCUCGUCCUCCUACGCCGACACCAAAGCCCCUGAAUAUCUACUCAAUGCCCUUCGCAGGGCCGUCCAGCAUUGCCCCUGGUCCGGUCGCUUAUGGAAUAGGUUAAUUCUAUGCGCGGAAGAGGCGAAAUUGGACUUCUCUGAAGUGGAGUCAAUCAAGCACGCCGCGACGAGCGAAAACCAGCUGUACAAGCACGGCAUGGAGAGCAUGAUUGAGAUGUAUGUGGCGUGGUGUGGCUUUCUGAAACGAACCGCCAUGGAUGCGAACGCUGGAGAUGAGGCUGUCGAUGUGGCUGAUGUAGGGCUGAGCGCGGCUCUCGAGGACGUCGAGGUCGUCGGCAAAAGGCUUUACGGCAAAGACUUCCAAGGCGACCCCAAGUUUCGACUGGAGCGCAUCUAUAUCCAGUAUCUGACGGAAAAGAAGGGAGCCAUCGACGAGGCGAGAAAGCAGUGGAACAAGCUCGCCAAGGCCCAGAUUCACGCUGACAGCCACGACUUCUGGUUCCGCUACUAUAUGUGGGAGAUGCUCAUCUUCUCUUCCACCAACACGGGCAGCAGCCCCGUGCCCUCUUCUGGCGGCGUCAGCUUCCGGAUACCCACGCUCGCCACCGCAGUCCUUCAGCGCGCUGUCAACCGGCGGACGAUCGACUGGCCCGAGAAGGUGCUGGAGGUCUACAUGCAGCAUUGCAACGACUACGAACUGUCGCAUUCCGUGCGCAGAGCGGCAGAUGUCGUGCAUAAAGCCGAAAGGGCCAUUGCGAAGCGACGUGCUCUCGAGCAAGAGGAGAAGGCCGCCGCGUAUGCUGCCUAUUAUGGCGCGCAGACGACCGAUGGUGACGAGCCGAUGUCCGGGGUGGUGUCCCCAGGCCACUCGAAAAGGAAACGAGAGGACCCGGCAGAUGCUCAGGAGCCUAUCAAUACCAACAAUAAACGCCAAAAGAGCGAGCAUGAAGCGCGAGAGGCGUCGUCUAGCCUUCGGAGAGACAGAGAAAACACCUCGGUGCUUGUUACGAACCUCCCCGCCGAGGUCACCCAGACAAAGCUCCGCCAGUACUUCAAGGAUUAUGGUCACAUUAACAACAUCACAGCGCUUGUUCGGGAAGAAGAUGGUCAAUCGUCAACGGCAAUGAUUGAGUUCAGUACUCCAGAAGAGGCUCAAUCCGCACUACUCAGAGACGGCAAGUUCUUUGGGCAAUCUCAGCUCAGUGUGCGAUCUGCGCAUGACUUGACCAUCUAUGUCACCAACUAUCCACCUGCGGCUGAUGAAAAGUUCAUCCGUCAGCUGUUCCAGGACUGUGGAGAAAUUCUGAGUAUUCGAUGGCCGAGCCUCAAGGUAAACUCGCACCGCCGGUUCUGCUACGUCUCGUUCCGUGAUGGUGAUGCGUCCGCUAGAGCAGUGGCCAAGGACGGCACCCUUCUCGAGGGGAAGUAUAAGCUCGUGGCCAAGUACUCAGACCCCAGUCGCAAGAAAAGCCGCGAGGGUGCCGUUGCCGAGGGCCGAGAAGUCCAUGUUUCGGGUCUUAGCCCCUCGGUAACUGAAGACGAGAUCCGCGACAUCUUCUCCAAGUACGGAACGAUACAGAGAAUCAACGUGCCCCGAAACAUCAAUGGCAAGGGCCGGGGAUUCGCCUUCGUCGUCUUUGAAACCAAGGAUGAAGCUGAAAAAGCUGCGUCAGAUCUAAACAAGACCAAGUUCCAGAACCAAAUCAUCCAGGUCGAGGUUUCAAAGCCCUCCAUUGUGAAACCCACGGCUCAUGCCGUAGCCCACGAUCGCGCGUCUCCGGCAUAUCAAGCGACCGACGACGCUGACGGCGACAAGGCGUCAAAGCCCUCGGCUGCUGAUAUUGCCGCGCGCACCAUCGCCCUCAUGGGUCUGCCCGACACUGUCAACGACGCCCGGGUGCGGGCGCUUGUUGAGCCGUUCGGCCCCAUUGUCAAGCUCGUUUUGCAGCCUGGCCAUGGCGGUGCAAAGAUUGAGUUUGCCGACUCCUCUGUGGCGGGCCGGGCAAGCCUGCAGUUGGACAAUGUCGAGUUUGAAGGCCACAAAUUGCGCGUCGGGUCCGUCGACGAGCUCCGUCACGCAAAAGCUGGCAGAGUCCCAGAUCGCAUCGUCCCGCGCAAGCAAGACCCAGCGAGUAAGGGCAAGGACAAGCCGUCCGAGAGUAGCACAGCCAAGGGUUUCACGCCCACGUCGGUCAAUGUGAGGCGGCCGACGCUGGGAAGACCGGGUCCAAAGCGCGGACUGGGCUUUGUUGCCCCGAAGGCGUCAUCUGUGGCGAAUGCCAAAACUGGACAAGGACAAGGGGAAGGAGGACAAGACGGAAAGCCAGCCCCCAAGAGCAAUGCAGACUUCAAAGAGAUGUUCCUAAGAGGCUCGAAGCCGGAGAGUAAACCCGACGAGGCUGAUUAG